ACAGCGCGAUUUCGUUGCCUCUUUUCAUUGGGAUUUGGGAAAAUUCACUUUAAACUAUUUAUUUAUACUGUACUAUGGGAAAAGAAAGUAUAAGUUUGCUGAUGAUCUUAUUUUCUCUGAUUGCGAGUGAACCUCUCUCCAACUCAACUAAAACACUGACUGCACGUAACUCCACUGAGCAGACAGUGGACUACAGUGAUAUCGAGUCAAAGUUCUCCAUCAGAAGUGCAGAAUUCCCAGAUGAGGAUCUGUGCUAUCUUGUCCCAGGAAUACUGGAAUCUUUUUUGGAAUGUAACUUCAAAAUUGAUGCACAAACCUUCCUUAUCAUCCAUGGAUGGUCGGUUGCAGGUCUGUUUGAAAGCUGGAUCUAUAAACUCGUGACUGCCCUGUUGGAGCGUGAACCCAGCGCCAAUGUCAUUGUGGUCGAUUGGCUGAAUCGGGCGAACAAACACUACCCCACAUCAGCAGAAAACACCAGACUGGUGGGGGCAGAUGUAGCCAAAUUUGUCAAUUGGUUGGAGGAGUUGGAUUACCCGCUAGACAAGGUGCAUCUGUUAGGCUACAGUCUUGGUGCACAUGUAGCAGGUGUGGCAGGAAACCUCACAAACAACAAAGUGAACCGAAUUACAGGUCUUGACCCAGCAGGACCCAGUUUUGAGAAUGCCGACAGUCUUAGGCGUCUCUCACCUGACGAUGCAAGCUUUGUUGAUGUCUUGCACACGAACACCAGAGGAACGCCAGACCUCAGCAUCGGGAUCCAGAGGCCAGUGGGUCACGUGGACAUUUAUCCCAAUGGCGGAACUUUCCAACCUGGCUGCAGCAUUCAACAUACCAUGAGGCUCAUCGCUACCUAUGGCAUCUACAACAUGGACCAGAUUGUGAAAUGCUCUCACGAGCGCUCCGUGCACCUGUUCAUCGAUUCACUGUUAAAUCCGGCUCAACAGAGCUGGGCGUACCGCUGCAGCUCCAGAAACGCCUUCAACAAAGGUCUGUGCCUAAGCUGUCGCAAGAACCGCUGCAACAAACUCGGCUACAACGUCAACAAGAUCCGAACCACCAGGAACGCAAAAAUGUACCUCAAAACCAGAGAGAUGAUGCCAUUCAAGGUGUUUCAUUACCAGAUUAAGCUUCACGUUUUUAGUGAUAAAAACAUGACUAUGUUGGAACAGCCAAUGAAAGUGUCGCUGUUCGGCACAACUGACGAAAGGGAGGACAUCUCUGUCACUGUGCCCUUUAUGAUAACCAACAGCACCAUCUCCUUCUUGGUGACGUCCGAUAGGGACAUCGGAGAGUUGCUGAGGUUGAAGAUCAAGUGGGAGAAAGACUCGUAUCUGUCUGGCUUCUUCAGCACCAAUCAAUUCAUGAUUCGCAGAAUGAGGAUAAAAUCAGGAGAAACUCAAGCCAAGGUAAUAUUCAGACCAAAAGAGGGAGAAUUUGGUUUCCUCGUGCAGGGUGGAGUCCCCGUUAUCUUCGUGAAGUCCAGUGAAACCCUGCAGAGCAGGAGAGAGGAAAGGCAGCACAGAUUGAAGCAUCACGGAAGUUUCUUUAAGGGUGUGAAUGAAGCAUCAGCUGAUAUGAGUAAAGAGUUGCUGUUACUGAAUUUUACUGUAUCGACAGAACUCACGCCACAAACCACAACAAAGCCAAACACAACUUCAUGAGAUUUUUAGCAAAUGAAUCUCAUGAAAACAUAUUCAGGUCAUAUUGCACCCUAAAAUUAGAAGAAAUGGAAGCCUGUUUUUGUGACAUUCAUUUCAUUUAAAAUGUAAAUAUGAAAAUUAUAUAUAUGCAAGUAUCAUUUCUUAUGAUUUUGAAUUAUGAUUUAGACAUGCUCUUAACAGGUUUCAUCAGAUUCAACCCAAAUAUACACUGGUGUAAAAAGAGGUAACCUCCAAUUUGUACCUGAAGUAGCUAUUUCAACCUGAGUUUACCCUUAAAAUGAGUAAUGCUGGAGUAAUCUAAUGUAUUAAGAUUGAUUCAGUGAUGUUAAAUAAUAUUUUUGACUUGUAUUUAGAUGUAUAAUAAGCCUUACAUUCUCUGUAAUAAAGGGAACAUGUCCCAUUUAACAAGGACUCACAAAAUAAUAUCAAUGCAUAUUUAUAUUCUUCCAAUGAAUUGCAUACAGUCAAUUUACACUCCCAACAUCUUAUGAAUGUGCUGCCUUUGUUUAUAUCGUUGAUGAUUGACAGGGAAUGGACUGCUGUAUUCCAAGGGAGUAUCUUGGAUGUAUAUUUGUGUAAAUGUGUGUUUUUAGUAGUACCUUUGGUUUGUACAGUCAUUAGAUUAAUACACUCAAAGUAACAUCAUAGUUUCGAUUGGCACAUCAUUUAAAAACUUUAUACUGGCAAACUGUUCUGUUCAGUUUGACCAGUGGCUUUUGUGAAUGCAACAAUGCUGUAUGCUUCUGAAAUGUAUAUAGGGUUGGUCGUAAUAACCGAAUGUGUGUCUGUAAAUGUAUCUCAAUAAAUGAAUGCUACUGCACACCAUCUCUAGUAUGCGAGCGGGAUCCGAGUUGGAGUGGCAAAGCUCAUUUUUAGGGUGGCAGCUGCCACCCCGUGCCACCCUUCUGACCCCGACACUUCUUACUGUACUUAAUAUUGUAUUAUCUUUGUGAAUUAUGAAUGCUUCAAGCAGGGCUGGACUGGGAAGAGUAAUCGGCCUGGGAUUUUACAUAGCAAGUGGCCCAAAAGUGUUCGCUGGUGCCGUUUUGUGGUCCAUUACGCAUAGCGGCAGCUCAUUCGGACCGCUCGGUUCUCCUGAUGGCCGGUCCGGCCCUGAUCGGCCCCAAAGUGCAUCGGCCCACCGGGAAAAUGUCCGGUAUACCAGAUUACCUGUCCAGCCCUGAUUUCAAGUGAAGAAUGUUUUAUGCAUUCCCAUCAACUACAUUUACACUUGUUAAA
Messenger RNA from Xyrauchen texanus (razorback sucker), 2900 nucleotides. It is a transcript of the gene lplb, whose product is annotated as lipoprotein lipase. The record is from RefSeq and is a predicted model, not a curated record. NCBI's taxonomy places the organism in Eukaryota, Metazoa, Chordata, Actinopteri, Cypriniformes, Catostomidae. The coding region runs from base 75 to 1661 and encodes 528 amino acids. Gene Ontology annotation, molecular function: lipoprotein lipase activity; apolipoprotein binding. The transcript has 10 exons. Gene Ontology annotation, biological process: lipid metabolic process.